Trematomus bernacchii (emerald rockcod) is the source of this 2064-nucleotide messenger RNA. RefSeq names its product TAO kinase 3b (gene taok3b). The coding region runs from base 715 to 2031 and encodes 438 amino acids. The record is from RefSeq and is a predicted model, not a curated record. Gene Ontology annotation, biological process: execution phase of apoptosis. The transcript is spliced from 8 exons. NCBI's taxonomy places the organism in Eukaryota, Metazoa, Chordata, Actinopteri, Perciformes, Nototheniidae.
ACGGAUCGUCAAGCGACAUAUUCGAGGGAAAACCAUGUUUGGAUGUGCCUUAUCUGAAUCAAAUAUUUUUAGACAUGGCACCACAUGCGAUCAUUGGAACACAGGAAAACUAUUUUUCCUUCCAAACAUUUCUUGCAUUUUGAAACGGAUAAGAAGAGUGGCAGUAACAUACAUCCCUGUGCUAUCUUUCUCCGAUUAUCAAUGGUAGGCAUUGCAUAAUUCACCCUUAUCCACCGGAGCCAUUUGGUUCCUCCUCUCUGAGAAGAGGGGGACGCCAGAAAAAAACCGACUACAUCCAGUAGCUGCCUUCUCGGUGGUGCCUGCAAUUGUUUGGCUAUGCCCUUCUCUCUCGUAGGAAGAACUUGCAGACAGUAGCGGGGGAACAAGCAGGGGAAGGAUGCAUUUAAAGCUGGAUGUGUGCUGCAUUCAGGGAGAUUCGGCAAUAAUAGCAGCUCUAGCAGAAACAGCGAGUGCGGAGGGCCUGGGAAGCACCCAGCCCCACUAUCUCCUCCUUUUCCUCCCCCCCUGCAGGACCAUGCUUGCGUGAGGGAUGAGGCUGUGCACAGGGACACCAGGCCAGAGCUGCGGCCUACUUCUCACAAGAGCCGGUCUCUCGACUGCAAGAUCUGUGAACACAUUGCCACCAUCAAAUCAGCAUCUUUGGUCAUCAGGUAGAUCCAGGAGCAUGAGCAGGACUUUGAGCUGCGGGAGCAGAUGUCUGGGUAUAAGCGCACACGGCGGCAGCACCAGAAGCAGCUGAUCGCCCUGGAGAAUAGGCUAAAGGCCGAGAUGGAUGAGCAUAGGCUCCGGCUGCAGAAAGAAUUAGAGACACAUGCGAACAACACUUACAUUGAGCUGGAAAGACUGGCCAAACGACACGCUGCUCAAACAGACAAAGAGAUUAAGUCUGUUGCAGCAGAAGAGAGGAGGAUCCAGCAACAGAUAGUUGCUCAGCAAAAGAAAGAGCUGGCUAAUUUCUUAGAGAAUCAGAAGAAAGAGUACAGGUUUUGCAAAGACAAGAUCAAAGAAGAGAUGAGCGAAGACCCUUGUACACCCAAGGAUGAGAAGUAUGAGCGUCUGUCCAGGCACAAAGAAACAAUACAGCGCUCUCAGGCUGAGGAGGAGUCUCUCCUGCUGGACCAGCAGAGGCUGGUCUACGAACGCAGCUGCAGGGCCCUCAAACGCCGGAGUCUGGUCAGGAAGCACGAAUUUGAACAGGAGCAACUGAGAGAGGAGCUGAACAAGAAGGGGACCCAGAAGGACAUGGAGCAUGCCCUGAUGAUCCGGCAGGACGAGUCCACGCAGGACAUGGAGCGGCGGCAGCUGCAUAUGCUGCAGAAGUUACGCACUGAACUCAUGAGGCUGCAGCACCAGACCGAGCUGGAGAACCAGGAGGAGUACAACGGCCGGCGGCAGAGAGAACUACACAGGAAACACACUCUGGAGCAGCGGCAGCAGCCCAGAAACCUCAAGAUGCUGGAGAUGCAGAUCAAGAGACAGUUUCAGGAUACGUGCAAGGUGCAGAACAAGCAGUACAAAGCUCUUAGGAACCAUCAGCUGGAAGUCUCCCCCAAAGGCGACCACAAGAGCAUCCUGAAGAGCCUGAAAGAGGAGCAGACACGCAAGCUGGCCAUCCUGGCUGAGCAGUACGAGCAGAGCAUCAACGAGAUGAUGGCGUCACACGCGAUGCGAUUAGACGCGGAGCAGGAAGCGGAGUGCCAAGCUCUGAAGCAGCAGCUGAAGCAAGAGAUGGAGCUCCUGGACGCCUACCAGAGGAAAACCAAGUCACAGAUGGAGACCCAACAUGAGCGAGAGCAGCAGAAACUUGAGCAGAAGGUCUCCAUACGCAGAGCGCACCUUGAACAGAAGAUUGAAGAGGAACUGGUCGCGCUUCAGAAGGAGCGCACUGAAAGGAUCAAGCACUUGUUUGAGCGUCAGGACAGAGAAAACAACACUUUUGACACAGAAAGUAGAUGUCUCGGCUUUGGAAGCCUGGGAUCUCUGGACUUCCCCAAAGAAGACUCCAGAUGAAAGUGGAUUUAUCUUUAGAGGACAACAUAUCCG